Messenger RNA from Purpureocillium lilacinum, 597 nucleotides. Lineage: Eukaryota; Fungi; Ascomycota; Sordariomycetes; Hypocreales; Ophiocordycipitaceae. The record is from RefSeq and is a predicted model, not a curated record.
AUGGGCGGACAUGCAGCAGCACACUUGCAGGCUCCGCGGACUAGCCAGGGGAAUAAGGGAUACAUCCCGCAGCCAAAGGAAGCACCUCUACCGACCGUCUCCAUAACACCUCUCGCUGACACGAAACCGGAGCGCGGGGCCCUCGAUUCUAUCCCCGUCACCAUGGGUUGCGUCAUACGUCUCACCAGAGGGGGCGGCAACCAGCAACGGCCUCCCAAAAGAGUCCGGUUCUUGGAACCUCCCACUCGCCGCUCUCAUCCUGAUAGUACGGGGCCUGCUGAAGCUCGAGCUCAGUGCUAUGCUGAGAACCAGCAUCACAGACCUGGCGCCGCUGCUCCCCCGCAGUCGCUGCGGAGCACAGGUCAGGCUCCCUUGCACAUAGCGGAGGUACAGCAUCUGAGUAGGGUGUGCGCCAGCCAGGGGAUCCUUCACAGCCAUGCUGGAGUUGAAGAUGCUAAAAUAUGGAAUGGCAUAAAGUAUGAGCGUAGGACGACGGGGCCGUUCGUGGGAAGAUUCGCGUCGCGGGGCGCGAUCAUUAACAUUGACGGGGAGGACUAUGUCGAGUAUCGCGUUUUAACGAAGCCAUCCUUCUUGUAA